Hyalella azteca is the source of this 443-nucleotide messenger RNA. RefSeq lists its product as uncharacterized. The record is from RefSeq and is a predicted model, not a curated record. The transcript has 2 exons. NCBI's taxonomy places the organism in Eukaryota, Metazoa, Arthropoda, Malacostraca, Amphipoda, Hyalellidae. The coding region runs from base 12 to 434 and encodes 140 amino acids.
GUUCUUUGCAGAUGCAAGCCCCUGGUUCUAUUUUGCAGAUGCAGGUACCUGGUUCUUUGCAGACGCAAGCUCCGGGUUCUUUGCAGAUGGAAUCACGUUGUUCCUCGCAGGUGCACGUUCUUUGUUCUUCACCGAUUCCGGCUGAGCAAUGUGUACACAAUGAUGUGUUGGCGCCCGCUAAAGAAACAUUGCCUCGUCGAGCGCAGAGACCGGCAGCUAAAGAACAACAUCCAACGCCACCGCCGCACAAGAAUUGUCAAUCCAUCGCGGUGCUCGGAAACUCGAGAUUGCGCGUCGGCACGCAGCUCAGGAUGUCCCAUCACCCGCACGAUGGCACUAAAUGUUCGAAUUAUCAGGACGACGUAAUCGCACCAGCCGAGGAGUUCCAAGAUCCUCAGCCCGCCAGAUCAGAGGAAUCAGAAAGCAGCUUAUAGUGAUGAACA